This is a messenger RNA of Centropristis striata (black sea bass), 1545 nucleotides long. RefSeq names its product molybdenum cofactor synthesis 3 (gene mocs3). The transcript is spliced from 13 exons. The record is from RefSeq and is a predicted model, not a curated record. Lineage: Eukaryota; Metazoa; Chordata; Actinopteri; Perciformes; Serranidae. The coding region runs from base 121 to 1500 and encodes 459 amino acids. Gene Ontology annotation, biological process: tRNA wobble position uridine thiolation; protein urmylation. Gene Ontology annotation, molecular function: thiosulfate-cyanide sulfurtransferase activity; adenylyltransferase activity; URM1 activating enzyme activity. Gene Ontology annotation, cellular component: cytosol; cytoplasm.
UUGUGCCGUGCGUUUCAUUCAUGUCAACAUGUUACACAGUUAGCGAGCUAGUUCAGAAUAGUAGCGUCUUUCUUGAUACAUUUUGUGUCUCUACGUGUUUUGGUGCUGCCGGCAGCAGCCAUGGCUGAAGAGGUGCGCUGCUUAAAGGCACAGCUAGAGGAGAAAGAGAAAGAGAUUGCUGCUCUGAAGAAUAAAGUGGCACAACUGGAAAAGAGCCAGGCCUCAGUGCUGGAGCUGCAUGACAAAGUGACACCCCUCAGCCCCCUGAGAGCCAAACCAGCCCUCAGCAAUGAGGACAUCAUGCGGUACAGCAGACAGCUUCUUCUGCCCCAGCUGGGUGUUCAAGGUCAGCUCAACUUAUCCAAGACCUCAGUGCUGAUUGUGGGCUGUGGAGGACUGGGCUGCCCCCUGGCACAGUAUCUUGCAGCAGCAGGCAUCGGGCGCCUGGGCCUGCUGGAUUAUGAUGACGUGGAGCUCAGUAACCUGCACAGACAGGUGCUUCAUGGGGAGGAGAACCAGAACCAAGCAAAGGCUCUUUCUGCUGCCAGUGCAGUUAAAAGGUUGAACUCAACAGUACAGUGUAUCCCCUACCACCUGCAGCUCUCGCCAGAGAACGCCUUGCAACUCAUUCAACAAUAUGACAUUGUGGCUGACUGUUCAGACAAUGUCCCCACUCGUUAUCUGGUGAAUGACGCCUGUGUGCUCAGUGGCAAGCCUCUGGUGUCAGCAAGUGCCCUGAGAAUGGAGGGACAGCUGACAGUAUAUAACUACCGUGGAGGCCCCUGCUACAGAUGUCUUUAUCCAGUCCCCCCACCUGCAGAGACAGUGACCAACUGUUCUGAUGGAGGGGUGUUAGGAGUGGUUCCAGGGAUAAUGGGCUGCUUCCAGGCUUUGGAAGUCAUCAAGAUUGCCUCUGGACAGGGCUCUUCCUGUGGCCAGCAACUGGUGAUGUUUGACGCUCACGAUACCAGAUUCAGGUCCAUCAAGUUGCGGCCAAAGCAGGCCGGCUGUGCGGUGUGCGGAGAGAACCCCAGUGUGACCCAGCUGGUGGACUACGAGGCUUUUUGUGGGUCUGCUGCCACUGAUAAGUGCCGCAAACUCAACCUCCUUUCCAGAGAUCAGAGGAUCACAGUGCAGGAUUAUAAAUCGAUACUGGACAACGCAGAGCCUCAUCUCUUGUUGGAUGUGCGCCCUCUUGUGGAGGUGGAUAUAUGCCACUUACCCUUCUCUCUCAACAUUCCCCUCUCAAGUUUAGAGGAAAGAAAGAGCGACCAUAUUCAAUUACUUCAGGAGAGAAUCGGCCAAUUGAAGCAGCAGAUGGAAGGUGACUGCCGGCCUCCAGUGUAUGUGAUCUGUAAGCUGGGUAACGACUCUCAGAAGGCUGUGCAGGUUAUGGAGAAGAUGAGUGGAUCAGAAGUGGACGGUAUCACAGUGAAAGACAUCAGUGGGGGACUCAUGGCGUGGGCGAGGAGAAUAGACCUCACAUUCCCACAGUAUUAAUCCAUUUAAAAUGCCUUUUUUUGUGAAUAAACUUUGCAUUCUGUU